UGUGUUUUGUAUGGGAAUCUCUCUCUCUCUCUACAAUGGAGGAAGAGUACUCAAGCCCCACUCUUUCUAAGGUCAAUGUUGAUCAAAAUGGUAAACGACUUAUUUUGCCAUCUGGGUAUACGUUUAGCCCUCGAGACUCGGAGCUUGUGGUUCACUAUUUGAAGAAGAAGAUACUCAAUCAAGAGCUUCCUGCUAAUAUUAUUACCACAAUUGAUGUCUACUCUUAUGACUCCCCAAAUCAACUUCCUCUUAGUGAAUUCAAGUAUGGGUUGCCAAAUGAGUGGUUUUUUUUCACUACAAGACCGCCACACAAUCUCCUUCUCACAAGCAAUGGUGGUGGUUGGAAUGAAUUGGCUGACGAAACAGUAGUUGACAAUGAUAAAGUCAUUGGAUACAAGCGAAGGCUGGCUUUCUAUUUUGCAAAGCCACUUCAAGAGAUGGAGACUGAUUGGUUCAUACAUGAAUAUAGAGUCAGCCCUGCCAUUUUUGCACCUGAUGAACUUAUUGAUAACACCAUUAAAGACAAGAUAUCAAAUUUUGUAGUGUGUAAAGUUUGUUAUAAAGAGAAAGAUCCCAGCAUGGCAUCAAGUGAUAGCAGCACAGAUUCGGACCAAGGAAAAGACAGAGAAGUAGAAAAUAUUGAAUGUUCAAUCCAUACAAAAGAAUGAAUAUUCUAUUUUUAUUUAAAUUCAAGAUUCAAACACAGUGAUAAUGUACAAAUAGUUAGAAGCCUAUUUUUUUCUUUUUGAACAUUAGUUUUUCUAUUUAUUUAAACAAUAUCUUUUAAAACGAAAAUGUGUUUAGUUUAGAUGUGUGUUUUUUUAAGUUCCAAACUGCUAAUAGUGUACCAAUGCCACAUAUUCAGUUCAC
Molecule: messenger RNA, 870 nt
Organism: Camellia sinensis
Lineage: Eukaryota; Viridiplantae; Streptophyta; Magnoliopsida; Ericales; Theaceae
Product: NAC transcription factor 25-like
Biological process (GO): regulation of DNA-templated transcription
Molecular function (GO): DNA binding
Source: RefSeq, a predicted model, not a curated record